AUGAAAAAACGUGCUCAAGAAUUAUUUCAAUAUAAAAUAAUAUCUUUUUUUCGAACAGGCUCCGGCAGUAGACAACGGCAAAGGCAACGUAUCCGCCGGAGCAAUCUAAGCAUUUAUACAAAUAUUACUGCCUCAUCACCUUUUAUUGAAACAGUUUUAAAUUUAUCGCCAAUACAAAUGUCUAUGUUUAUCAAAGGUCUUAAAUAUAUUCCACCAUGUCAAAGUCGAUUUUCACGUCAAUCUAUUGAUGAUAUUGUCAAUGAACAAUAUAAAACAUUACGUUCAAUUGUUCAAGGUUGUCUUGAUGAUCAUCGUGUGCAGCUUAUAGAACCACAUGAGAAAGAAGGUUUUCCUUGCUUGAAACGCAUACUCUAUGAAUUUCAAUCAAAAAAAUUACCACAUCAACUAAACAUUCGUGCUCGACGUGAACAAAAAGUAAUACGAAGUAUAAGAAAAAUUUUACGUCAUCGACCUGAUAUUACUGUUCGUCGAACUGACAAGAGCAAAGUAUUUUAUGCAGGUAAUGUGACUAUUUUCGGUGACAAAGCUUCGAAAUAUAUGAUCGAAACCGAAGCUUAUCAAGAGAUUUCCAAUGAACGUUGUAUUUUAUCGGAAAAUCUCCGAUUAGUUACUAUGCUUCUAGCUUCUCUCUUGAAAAAUCGUGCCAUUAAUUAUAAGCAACAUAAGAAAAUGUCUCCAAAAAUAGAUUCAUUAGAAUUGGCCCAUCAUCAUUUUAUUCCGAAACCACAUAAACCCGAUACACCAUUACGACCAAUUGUAGCGGCUAUUCAUGCACCAGCAACAGAAAUAUCCAAAUUUCUUAAUGAUUUAUUAGCACCUAUAUUUCUACGUGUUGCUCGACAAACUACAUCUAUUAAUGCUAUUGAUCUUGUUCGAGCAUUAGAAAAAUAUGCUGCCAAUGGUCAUUUAAAAUCAACCACUUUGUUUAUUACUUUUGAUGUUGAAAAUCUUUAUACAAUGAUACCACGACAAGGUGCUUUAGAAGUAUUAUUACAAUUUCUAGAGCGAAAUUUGCAUAAUAAUAAAAUCGGUACAUUACGUAUUGAUGAUAUUAUGAGAAUGGCUCGUCUCGUGUUGGAUACGAAUAUUUUUGCUUAUGAAAAUAAAUAUUAUCGACAAAUACGUGGUGGAGCAAUGGGAUCUGCCUUUACCCAAACUUUAGCUAAUAUUUAUAUGCUAGAUUGGGAACAACAACUAAUGCAUGACCAACAAGCAGAUCAGGAAAUUUAUGGAAGAUAUAUUGAUGAUGUAUUUAUGACAACAAACUUAACACAUGAUGAAAUCAAAGUAAGAUUGGACAAUGCUCAUAGAAAAGAUCCCAAUAUUCGUAUUUCUUAUUCUAUUCAAUCUACUAUCGACUUUCUUGAUGUUACCGUCAACAACGAACAUGGUCACUUGAAAACUUCUAUCUUUCAUAAAUCAGCAGCUGAACCUUAUGUACUACCUUAUACUUCGGAUCAUCCUCGACAUGUUUUUCGUAAUAUACCAUAUGCUGCUUUGUGA
This is a messenger RNA of Rotaria sordida, 1524 nucleotides long. NCBI's taxonomy places the organism in Eukaryota, Metazoa, Rotifera, Eurotatoria, Philodinida, Philodinidae. The record is from the annotation of a GenBank genome assembly.